AUGACACCGAAAGAAGUGGCCAGGGACUCACAAUACCAGCGAAACCUUGAAUUUGACAACCUGUGGGAUGUGGUGCACUUGGAUGAGAAAAUGCUCAAUGCCGACAAGGAUCAUCAGAAGGUGUACCUGGUCCCCGGCGAGGCCCCGCCAUGGCGUGCAUGGAAGAGCAAACGAUUCAUCCCCAAGGUGAUGUUCUUGGCCGCAGUCGCUCGUCCGCGCUUCGAUACAGACCGCGGUGUUGUCUUCAAUGGCAAGAUCGGCAUGUGGACGUUCUCUCGCCUACUUCCAGCUGCCCGCAACUCACGCAACCGACCAGCUGGGACAAUCCUCACAAGAUUGGUCAACGUUGACACCGCUGUGUACUGCAAAUACGUGUUGAACAAGGUCGUAGCUGCCAUCAAAGUGUCAUUCCCAAGUGUGAACAAGGUGACCUUCCAGGCAGUGAUGAGUUUGAUCCUCGAGCACUCCGGCGGCAAUGGUUAUGUGUUGCCUCCACUGAAGGAGGCGGCCUUGAGACGCUCCGGUCUCCUGAUGUCCAAUGAUUCGUGA
This is a messenger RNA of Aphanomyces astaci, 549 nucleotides long. RefSeq lists its product as hypothetical. The coding region runs from base 1 to 549 and encodes 182 amino acids. The transcript has a single exon. NCBI's taxonomy places the organism in Eukaryota, Oomycota, Saprolegniomycetes, Saprolegniales, Verrucalvaceae. The record is from RefSeq and is a predicted model, not a curated record. Gene Ontology annotation, molecular function: nucleic acid binding.